GGCAGCGGCAGCGGCGGCCACCCGAUGUCUUCGGCGCCCGAGAAGCAGCAGCCCCCGCACGGCGGCGGCGGGGGAGGCGGCGCGGCCAUGGACCCCGCGUCGUCCGGCCCGUCCAAGGCCAAGAAGACCAACGCCGGCAUCCGGCGCCCCGAGAAGCCGCCCUACUCGUACAUCGCGCUCAUCGUCAUGGCCAUCCAGAGCUCGCCCACCAAGCGCCUGACGCUCAGCGAGAUCUACCAGUUCCUGCAGAGCCGCUUCCCCUUCUUCCGCGGCUCCUACCAGGGCUGGAAGAACUCGGUGCGCCACAACCUCUCGCUCAACGAGUGCUUCAUCAAGCUGCCCAAGGGCCUCGGGCGGCCCGGCAAGGGCCACUACUGGACCAUCGACCCCGCCAGCGAGUUCAUGUUCGAGGAGGGCUCCUUUCGGCGGCGGCCGCGCGGCUUCCGAAGGAAAUGCCAGGCGCUCAAGCCCAUGUACACCAUGAUGAACGGGCUGGGCUUCAGCCACCUCCCGGACACCUACGGCUUCCAGAGCUCGGCCGGCAGCCUCUCGUGCCCGCCCAACAGCCUGGCGCUCGAGGGCGGCCUGGGCAUGGUGAACGGCCACUUGCCGGGCAACGUGGACGGCAUGGCCUUGCCCAGCCACUCGGUGCCACACCUGCCCGCCAACGGCGGCCACUCGUACAUGGGCAGCUGUGGCGGCGCGGCGGCCGGCGAGUACCCGCACCACGACGGCUCCGUGCCGGCCUCCCCCCUGCUGCCCGCGGCCGCCGGCGGGGUCAUGGAGCCGCACGCAGUCUACUCGGGCUCCACGGCCGCCUGGCCGCCCGCGGCCUCCGCAGCCCUCAACAGCGGCGCCUCCUACAUCAAGCAGCAGCCCCUGUCCCCCUGCAACCCCGCCGCCAACCCCCUGUCUGGCAGCCUCUCCACGCACUCCCUGGACCAGCCGUAUCUACACCAGAACAGCCACAACGCCCCGGCUGAGCUGCAAGGCAUCCCGAGGUAUCACUCACAGUCGCCUGGCAUGUGUGACCGCAAAGAGUUCGUCUUCUCCUUCAACACCAUGGCGCCCUCAUCCAUGCACUCGGCCGGCAGCGGCUCCUACUACCACCAGCAGGUCACCUACCAAGACAUCAAGCCCUGCGUGAUGUGAGGCCCUCCUGGCCCGGGCGGCCUGGCACGGGGACCGGAACCCAUCGCAAGAAACUGCUUUCUUCUUGAGGUAUAACCGUAGGCAGAAGACAAGGGUCUGACCCCUACCCACCCGGAUUAUUUGGAAAGGAAUCCCCAAGGCCAGGACCCAGCUCGGCGGUCGGCGCCGCCCCCACCCACUCCCUCCAAAAAUUAACAAAUGGUGACUGGGGGCCUGGUCUGACCGCAGCUGUUGGUAAAUAAAUAUCCGUUUUUGAUCCAGUGGAAGCCGGCUGAGAAGGGGCUGUACUGGGGAGACCCUUCCGUCCACACCAGAAAUCAGGGGAGGCCUCUCCCGGCCUUCCCUCCAGUGGCAGACCUGGGGGAAGGUGCUCAGAAGACAGGCAGACGUGUGAGACCAUCGUUAUCAAAUACUUUUAUUUUUUGGUUGAGUAUUUAUCUUUUUACUUUUACUUUUUUUUUUGGAAAGAAUGUCUUGGAACACAAUGAUCUCCUCUCAGAGCCGUGAUUUUGGGGGGAGGGCAAGAGAUCACACCCCCUCCCUGUCUCCGAAGGCCUCGGCGACCGCAGGUGGACUCGGUGCCGGCUGGCAUUGCCAAAGCCACUGUCCCCACAGGACCGAAGGAGCUGGCCGGGGCCUGGGGCGGGGGUCCCCGGGUCCCCUCCGCCGCCCUCCCCGCCUUCUCUACGGUCCUUCUGGUUUUGUUUCGAAUUGCAGUUGGACGUUUUCAGUGGGUGUUUUUCUCACAAGGCCCGACUGUCUCCUGAUCUCUGCGGGGUCUUCGAUCUCUACUGUACGAGGGCCGGUGGGAGCGUGAGGACUGAGCGGGGACAGGGAAGGCCGGUGAGCGCCCCGAUGCAGGAUCGCGGGGACACAGGAGGGUUAAGGCACUUUGUAAACUAUCGCAAGGCUCAUCCUGUUAUUUAUUCUGCUCUCUUUCCCUAAUAAUCAAAACACCGCAUAGGCUCCUCCGUUUAUCAGUAUUAAUGGUGUAACUGUUGGCAAUAUUUGCCGUGUAGGAUUUUUCUUUUUCUUAGAGAUCCACUGUAAAUUUGAAACAAAGUCCCGUCUGUGUAAAAACAAAGUUCCAUAUGUUUAUAUAAAUAUAUAUAUAAAAUGAAGGACUCCCCCCCUUUUUUUUAGGAUUUUGGCUGCGGGGUGCAGCGUCUGUGACACAUAUUUUAAAUUUCCUUCUGCACUGUAUAAAAUGACAAUUUGAGGAUGUUUUGCCUUUUGUGUAAUUUUUUUCCUAAAAAAAGAACAAAAAUAAAAAUGUGUAACAUUUGUACGUGGCCUUUAACAUUGUAUCGACCAGAAAUAAAAGUGCAUGAGUAUUUUAUUGGGAUUGGGAUUGUAGAAUAUCUUCCAAGCCCCAAAAUACACCCAGAAGUCAGCCUGGCACGUCUAGACUUGUUUUGUGUUUGAAAUAUGGGGGCUGCUUUCCCCCCCCCUUUUUCUUCUCUUUUAUUCCUCCUCUUUCCAUCCUUCACUUCACACUGAAAUGAAAUCUGGACGCGAGGAACUAUUUUUCUUGGCUUCUGGUUUUUAAGAGGAGCCCCUCGGCCCCUCUAACUGUCCUUUGGCAUUUUAAAGAAAUAAUCAAAUCUUGAAAGAAAAACUGUCCUCUCUCUUGCCGCAGGGAAAACCAUAUUUUUAAUAAAAAAGAUCUAUGAUA
Suricata suricatta (meerkat) is the source of this 2827-nucleotide messenger RNA. RefSeq names its product forkhead box F1 (gene FOXF1). The record is from RefSeq and is a predicted model, not a curated record. Gene Ontology annotation, molecular function: DNA-binding transcription factor activity, RNA polymerase II-specific; RNA polymerase II cis-regulatory region sequence-specific DNA binding. NCBI's taxonomy places the organism in Eukaryota, Metazoa, Chordata, Mammalia, Carnivora, Herpestidae. Bases 25 to 1152 code for a protein of 375 amino acids. Gene Ontology annotation, cellular component: nucleus. The transcript is spliced from 2 exons. Gene Ontology annotation, biological process: regulation of transcription by RNA polymerase II; animal organ morphogenesis.